AUGGAUGUUGAGCUCUACGUCUAUGACCUGUCUAAGGGUCUUGCGCGAGUGUACUCUCAACCCUUAACGGGUACUCAAAUAGAUGCCAUCUAUCACACCUCGCUAGUCAUUAGUGGGGUUGAGUAUUACUUUGGUCAAGGCAUUCAGACAGCCGCGCCGGGCAGUACUCACCAUGGCCAGCCGAUGGAAAGGGUCCACAUGGGAAAGACGGAGCUCCCCAGCGAAGUCAUUGAAGAAUAUCUUGGCUCCCUGUCUACUAUCUAUACUCCCGAGUCCUACGAUCUAUUCCUUCACAACUGCAAUAACUUUACACAGGACUUUGCCAUGUUUCUAGUGGGCAAGAGUAUCCCAGAUCAUAUCCGGAAUUUGCCUCGCACUUUCCUGGAGACGCCCUUUGGUCAAAUGAUGAAGCCUCAAAUCGAGGCCGCUCUGAAAGGUGUGACACAAGGCUCUGGACUGGGUCCCGUCCCUGGACCAAGUGCUCAGCCUGCAGCAGCAAGACCUGCUCGCGCUCCUGCGGCGCCUCCAUCAAUGGCACCGACCCCGUCGCCACUUGGCAUAGUUCGAAAUGUCAGUAGCUUGACACAACUGCAGAGCGAAUUGAGAGCCGCGUCAAACGCGUUCGCCGUAAUCUUCUUUACCUCAUCAACAUGCCCACCCUGCAAAAUUGUCUAUCCGACUUAUGACCAGCUCGCAGAGGAGGUCGGUGAAAAUGGCCGGCUCAUUAAGGUUGAUGUCGGCUCAGCCUACGACGUGAGCAGGGCAUAUAACGUGCGCUCCACACCAAGUUUCAUAUCCUUUUUCAAGGGGAAAAAACAGGAUCAAUGGGUUGGCGCGAGUCCUGCCCAGCUCAAGGGUAGAGUUCGAAUGCUCCUUGAGCAGGCAAAUCCAACUCAUCCCCAUCGGAACCUACGACUACCUAGUCUACAGCGAGAAAUCACCAAUUUCGUCAUGUACAAGAAGGUUCCGCCAUUGGAAAAGCUCGUGCAGAAGGUUCCAGCGGCAUUCAAAGAUGCCCCGAGUGUCGCGCCAGUCAUAGAAUUUGUCAAGCUCCGUCAUGCUACAAGCAAUGGCAACACUCCCGCAGCGGAUAUUCGAGUCCCUGAUCUUCACGCUUUCGCUACGACUUUGAAAUCAAUCUACACCACUCUUCCUAGCGAUAGUCACUUUGCAGUAGUCGAUCUCAUCCGCCUGCUAUUCCUCGACCCCCGUGUGAGCGGCUACUUCGCCGAGGAAACCAAUCACGCCACCCUCCUCACUCUCCUCGCACCGCUUUCCCAAGAAGACCUAUCAUCACGCCCAUACAACCUUCGCAUAGUUGCUCUCCAACUCGCCUGUAAUCUGUUCAGUACCCCACUCUACCCAGACCAACUCGCCUCGCCUUCCUCCCUCUUACGUGAAACCUGCCUCCGACUAGCGACAAACUCCCUCCUCGACUCACAAUCCAACAUCCGCGUGGUCGCCGCUUCAUUCGCUUACAACCUUGCUGCAUUCAAUCACAAUGCCCGAAUCGACGGACAUCCUGAUCGUCUCCCAGAAGAGGACCAGGUCGAAUUGACUGCAUCCUUAUUGGAAGCUGUCUCGCGUGAGGAUCAAAGCCUCGAAGCUCUACAUGGUCUUCUAUUUGCUCUGGGCCUGUUCGUUUAUGAGGCACCCGUAGAUGGUAUGUUGAUUGAUCUUUGCCGUGCGAUGGGCGUGAGAGAGACUGUUGCUGGCAAGGCCCAGAUUCCGGCUUUGCAGAAGGAACCAUUGCUUAAAGAAGUUGGGGAGGAACUGUUCGGCAAGGGGCUUUAG
Molecule: messenger RNA, 1794 nt
Organism: Penicillium subrubescens
Lineage: Eukaryota; Fungi; Ascomycota; Eurotiomycetes; Eurotiales; Aspergillaceae
Product: bifunctional C97 family peptidase/thioredoxin family protein
Exons: 4
Coding region: 1-1794 (597 amino acids)
Biological process (GO): protein modification by small protein removal
Molecular function (GO): peptidase activity
Source: RefSeq, a predicted model, not a curated record